AUGCUCCCCUUCCAGGCCGCCGCAGGUCAGUUUGGUCCGGAGGUCCGUGCACCAGGCCUUCGUGUGUGGAGGGUGGAAAAGAUGAAGAGCGUCCCACUGCCACCCUCCGAGGUGGGGGUGUUCUUCAACGGUGAUUCUUACCUGGUGCUGGAGAACCGCGGAGAACUGGGAACCGAUCUUCACAUGUGGAUCGGCGAGAAGUCAUCACGCGAUGAGCAAGUGGCGUGUGCCAUGCUGGCCACCCAGCUUGACAAUUUCCUGGGCGGAGACCCCGUUCAGCACCGUCAGGUCCAGGGCUAUGAGUCCCCGGAGUUCAUGACGCUUUUCCCUAGAGGUGUCAGCUACAAGGAUGGCGGUGUGGAAUCCGGGUUCAGGAGACCUCAGGGCUCAGGGACGGCGGUGCAGCGCUGCUACCAGAUUAAAGGGAAACGCAACAUCCGCGCAAAGGAGGUGGAGCUGUCAUGGAAGAGCUUCAACAAGGGCGACUGCUUCAUCCUGGACCUCGGCGAGGUCAUCGUGUCCUGGACCGGAUCGCAGGCAAACGUCUUUGAGAAACAGAAAGUGCGGGAGAUCGCCUCUCUCAUCCGGGAUGCGGAAAGACACGGUAAAGCUCGCAUCGUGGACUCCAACGAAGGGGAGGAGCCUGCUGAAAUGCUUGAGGUUUUGGGACCCAAACCCGAGCUGGCCGAAAGCACGCCUGAGGAGGACAGCAAGGCCGACGCUUCAAACUCCGCCUCCCUUUACAAGGUGUCCGAUGCUACCGGCUCCAUGUCGCUGAGCAAAGUAGACGGUAAAAGCCCGUUUUCCAAGGAGCUGCUGCUUCGGGACGACUGCUUCAUCCUGGAUAACGGUGCUAACGGGAAGAUUUUCGUGUGGAAAGGGGUCGGCGCCAACGCUAAGGAGAAGCAGGCGGCCCUGCAGAUGGCGGACAAGUUCAUUGAGAAAAUGAACUACCCCAAGAUGAAAACCCAGGUGGAGAUCCUGCCACAGGGGAAGGAGACUGUCAUGUUCAAGCAGUUUUUCAAAAGCUGGAAUUAA
This is a messenger RNA of Nerophis lumbriciformis (worm pipefish), 1038 nucleotides long. The record is from RefSeq and is a predicted model, not a curated record. Lineage: Eukaryota; Metazoa; Chordata; Actinopteri; Syngnathiformes; Syngnathidae.